Messenger RNA from Dioscorea cayenensis subsp. rotundata (Guinea yam), 2972 nucleotides. RefSeq names its product protein VAC14 homolog. NCBI's taxonomy places the organism in Eukaryota, Viridiplantae, Streptophyta, Magnoliopsida, Dioscoreales, Dioscoreaceae. The coding region runs from base 294 to 2450 and encodes 718 amino acids. The transcript is spliced from 20 exons. Gene Ontology annotation, biological process: phosphatidylinositol biosynthetic process; positive regulation of kinase activity. Gene Ontology annotation, cellular component: PAS complex; endosome membrane. The record is from RefSeq and is a predicted model, not a curated record.
UUCUCGUCGAAUUGGCGUCUCGAAGUCAUCACUUGAGAUAAAAACUAAAAAGUCCCCGGGGCUCUCAAAGUUCCGGAGAGAAAUCCAGGAGGAUGGAGAAGUCGAGGUCCAACAAAGAACCCUUGCCAUCUCCUCCGAUCACGAAAAUCUAGGGUUAGGGUUUGGCUACUAUUGCUCGAUCUGGGCCACUCCUCGGCUCUGCCAUUUGGCCUCUGGAGGAGAAGGUCCUGGAACACUCUGCAUAGAGAUCUCGAGAGUCCUCUUCGUCUCUCUAUUUCUCUUUGUUUGUUGAGAUGUCGGACACGAUUGUCCCGGCGUUCGUGCUCCGGAACCUCGCCGACAAGCUCUAUGAGAAGCGCAAGAAUGCGGCCCUUGAAAUCGAAGGAAUCGUGAAGCAAUUGACGAUAGCGGGGGAGCAUGAUAAGAUCACCGCGAUCAUCAACUUGUUGACAACGGAGUUCACCUACUCGCAGCAGGCCAACCAUAGGAAGCAGGGUGGAUUGAUAGGGCUUGCUGCGGCAACAGUUGGUUUGACAUCUGAAGCAGCACAGCAUCUUGAGCAAAUUGUACCACCUGUACUUAACUCCUUUCUUGAUCAAGAUAGUAGAGUCCGAUAUUAUGCUUGUGAAGCACUGUAUAAUAUAGCGAAGGUUGUAAGAGGCGAGUUCAUUGUAUAUUUUAAUCAGAUAUUUGAUGCACUUUGUAAGCUUUCAGCAGAUUCUGAUGCAAAUGUGCAGAGUGCAGCUCAUCUCCUUGACCGGCUUGUAAAGGAUAUUGUCACCGAGAGUGAUCAGUUCAGCAUAGAAGAAUUUAUACCACUUUUGAGAGAGCGUAUGAAUGUACUCAACCCAUAUGUACGGCAAUUUUUGGUUGGCUGGAUCACUGUAUUGGAUAGUGUUCCAGAUAUUGAUAUGCUUGGUUUCCUUCCAGAUUUUCUUGAUGGUUUGUUUAACAUGUUAAGUGAUUCCAGCCAUGAAAUACGACAGCAGGCUGAUUCUGCUCUUUCUGAAUUUCUCCAAGAAAUUAAAAAUUCUCCAAAUGUAGAUUAUGGCCGUAUGGCUGAAAUAUUGGUACAGAGGGCAGGCUCUCCUGAUGAAUUUACUCGUUUGACUGCUAUCACCUGGAUAAAUGAAUUUGUAAAACUUGGUGGAGACCAGCUUGUUCCAUACUAUGCUGACAUUUUGGGAGCUAUCCUACCCUGCAUAUCUGAUAAAGAGGAAAAGAUACGAGUGGUCGCUCGAGAAACCAAUGAAGAGCUUCGUUCGAUUCGUGCUGAUCCAGGCGAGGGAUUUGAUAUAGGGGCAAUCCUUUCUAUUGCUAGGAGAGAAUUGACAAGUGAAUGGGAAGCUACUAGAAUCGAGGCAUUGCAUUGGAUUGCAACUCUUUUGGCUCGGCAUAGAGCUGAGGUUAUUUCAUAUUUGAAUGACAUUUUUGGUUCCCUUCUUAGUGCAUUAUCUGAUCCAUCUGAUGAGGUGGUUCUUCUCGUACUUGAAGUGCUUGCAUGUAUAGCAAAAGAUGCUCCACACUUCCGUCAUCUUGUUGUCUUUCUUAUUCAUAACUUUCGGUCUGACCAUUCACUCCUUGAAAAGCGUGGUGCUUUAAUUGUACGUAGACUUUGUGUUCUUUUGGAUGCGGAAAGGGUUUAUCGUGAAUUCUCCACAAUUCUAGAGGGAGAAGAUGAUUUGGAUUUCGCAUCUAUUAUGGUUCAGGCUCUGAACUUGAUUUUACUUACUUCAUCUGAGUUGGCUGACCUACGAGCUCUUCUAAAGCAAUCUCUGGUGAACGUUGCCGGGAAAGACUUAUUUAUAUCUUUGUAUGCUUCUUGGUGUCAUUCUGCAAUGGCAACAAUAAGCUUGUGCCUACUUGCUCAGGCUUAUCAACAUGCAAGUUCUGUUAUUCAAUCACUUGGGGAAGAGGACAUAAAUGUCAAGUUCUUGGUUCAGCUGGACAAGUUAAUCCGUCUGAUGGAAACUCCAAUCUUUGCUUACCUAAGAUUGCAGCUUCUGGAGCCUGGAAAAUAUACUUGGUUGCUGAAGGCUUUGUAUGGUCUUCUAAUGUUGCUACCUCAGCAAAGUGCAGCCUUUCAAAUAUUACGGAAUCGGUUAAAAACUGUGCCAUCAAUUGCUUUCAAUACCGAUCAGCUUAAGCGAGCUUCUUCAGGGAAUCCGUAUUCCCAGAUACUGCCAGUAUCUGAAGACAUCAUCAGGAACCAAGAUUCAGGGAACAUGCACAAUGCAAUUAAUUUUGCAUCUAGGUUACAGCAAUUUGAGCACAUGCAGAACCAGCAUCGAAUGCAUGCCAAAUUGCAGCAGCAGUCCCGCAAAGCAACGCCAUCAACAUUAUCACAGGAGAUGCAAAAAUCAGAUGAAAGUCGUCGCCCUUCACCUAUUUCAGACACAACUCGCCCACCCUCUAGAUCUUCAUGGAAUUCUGGACAGUUUCAACAUUGAGCAUGCUAUUUACAUCUAGGGAUUUUCUGUUUAUAUCAUCAUACUUGUUCUCGGUAUCAGGGGAGCAUCACAUCCAUUUGGAGCAACAGUUGAUAGAGUAGUGUAUAAUGGGUGUAAAGAACAUAAUAGUGGUUGUUUAUCCAAGGUCGGGUAUAAUAAGAUAUUCUCUACAUUCUCGGGAACUAUUCUUUUUGUUCCCGGAUGACAUGCUCAUGUGGCCAUUUUUACCUUUUUCACUUAUUUUUGAAGACCAUAUGAGCCAGAGGGGGAAAGAUUUGGGCAAGAAGAUCAGUUGGUUCUCAUGUCCAGCUAUAAAGCAGCCAGAAGAAUGUACAUUGUAGUCUUUGUGGGUUCCUUGUUUAAAAUUAUUUGUGUUUUUUUUGUACUGCCAUCAUAAAUGUAAUUUUCCAGCUACUAUAUUGUUUAUCUCAUUUUUCACUAAAAAAUCUUGAUGAUGAAAAGCUGGAGAUUUUAUAUUUUGAUGUAAUAUAUUCCAAACCUGACAAUAACUGUGCCAUUUAA